GGAUGAGAAGCACAAGGUGCCACCGAUUCCUCCGAGGCCGCAUGUGGCUGCAAACAGCGGACGAAACCACCUGGAUGGAAAAAUCCGGGCAAACGGCGGGACCCCCUCGGGAAGCCGGAGGGCACGCGCUGCUUGGCUCUCGGGAUAAUCCGAUGGGACGUCCCCGGUCACCACGUCCCGGGCUCGGCCGCGCGGCCGGAGCAGCACCCGCGGAUCCGCGGGGCGGGGCGGCAGCAGCACCUGGCGGCCCCGGAGCCGCCCCCGGCCGCGCAGGCGGCCCCGGCCCCGCUCCUCCCCGCCGUGUCAGGUGCCGGGGGCGGGCACUGCGCCUGUGCGGCGGCCGCGGGGCGCCGCGGAGCCGAGCGGAGCUCCGGCGGGACACGGCGGCGGCACCGGCGGGAAGAUGGCGGAGCCCGGGGCUGCGCGCAGCCACCCGCGGGCCACAGCAUUAACCCUUCUCACUGAGGUAGAGAAG
Messenger RNA from Pipra filicauda (Wire-tailed manakin), 475 nucleotides. Its product is annotated as translation initiation factor IF-2-like. NCBI's taxonomy places the organism in Eukaryota, Metazoa, Chordata, Aves, Passeriformes, Pipridae. The transcript has 2 exons. The record is from RefSeq and is a predicted model, not a curated record. Bases 3 to 452 code for a protein of 149 amino acids.